Molecule: messenger RNA, 1239 nt
Organism: Owenia fusiformis
Lineage: Eukaryota; Metazoa; Annelida; Polychaeta; Sabellida; Oweniidae
Source: the annotation of a GenBank genome assembly
AAUGAUGACAAUAAUCUUGGCCUUAAUGACUACAAUGGAAUACUACCUGAUGGAGUAUAUGGCAGCGAUACGCGAUAUGAUUUCUGCUGUAGGAAUGACCCAUAUGAUGAAAGCACAAAGUGGCCGAUUGAACUCCCAAAUGCGAAGCCUUUCUAUUUAAUCAAGAACUCAGAAAAUUGUCAAGCAGUAGCAGGAAUGGAGUUCACAGAAGACACUGUCAGAUUCUCUGGAGGCUCACAGAAUGGAUCUGCUCCAUAUGAUCCAUCCCUCCCUGAGCGAACAACUCUCAGCCUCUGUUACUACUACCCCAUACAAUACGGUUGCAACAAUGUAGUGACUUUGGACAGUAGUUCUCCAUCUGUCACAAUAGAAACACCAAACUAUCCAAGUGCCUAUAAUCCCAACCAGGAAUGCAACUGGCUUAUAAAGGCUCCAGAGGGAAGCAGGGUGAACAUAUUCUUUGAAGCAUUUGACAUUGAUGGUGACGAACUUCUUAACCACACACAUGUGUGUGAGGACUAUGUUGAGAUAAGGAAGAGUAUGUUGGGACAACCAGGAAGUAGAAUCUGUGGGGAACAAGUAAGAAGGUCUUGGAUGACAGAGGAGAGUACCACCUGGUUGAAGUUCAGAUCUGAUAGGGAGGUAGAGAAAACUGGUUUCAGAGCAGUCAUCACAUACAACACUGAUGACGAUAUAGUACCAUUUUACAACCCAUCUACCAAGGGUGCAUCCUAUAGGGGAGAGAUGGCAUAUACACAGGGAUAUAGACCAUGCAAGAACUGGCUAUCUGUGAAACAUUGUGAUGUGAAUCCCUUGGAUCCAGAAUACUUUGAAAAGGGUCUAGGUGACCACUUUUUCUGCAGAAAUCCCAACAACCUCUACCGACCUUGGUGUUACAUAGAUGACUUCUGUACUCAGGACUUCUGUGAUAUACCAAACCUAGGUGUAUGUCAUGAUAUCUACAAUGACUGUAGUGAGCAGAUUGCCAACAACAGUGACACAUGUUCUACUGUAGAUGGACUGAGAGGAUGUAAAAAGUCAUGUGACUAUUGCAGCCUCAGAGUAGAAGAGAAGGAAACUAUCGAGGCUCCAUCCGUCGUAGACCCGUACGCUUUCACAGACAGCACUCUCAAACCACCAUACAAUGAUGGGGAUGUUAUAAGAUAUCAAUGUUCUUUUAAUGGAUCAACAGUAUUUGGGUUUGAUGAUAAAAUGGCACUGACAGAUGGAACUUGGAGU